CCGAGGGUCACCAAGGCCGCUGUGGUUCCUUCAGUCUGCUUUUUGACGCACUUCGGCGAAGCCGCGGCGGCAGCAGUGGGAGGCGCCGCCUUGGCGAGUCGUCAGUUUACAGAAGGAGCACCGACUCGUACAGAGAGAAACGUCGACGGAAACCAUGAAGAAGACUACCAGCAAGCCGAAACAGGAAGGUCAGAACCAAAGGCACGCGCAGCCGCCGCGACAGCCACAGCCCAAUCCGAAGCCGCAGCAGCAGCAGCAGCAGCCCGCAGCGGCAGCGGCGGCGGCGGCAACUACGCCCGCGGCGCCAGCGGCGCUGGCGCAAAAUGAGUCCAGCGAUAGCGCCAGCACUUCGACGUCGAGUUCGUGGAGCAUCACGCUGAACGAGUACGGGACCGGCGCCGUGGACACGACCAGCACGUCGAACAGCACGGCGGCAUUCGAGACCGGAGGGCGCAAGGCUGCGCGUAGCAAGCGCAGGCGCGGCGACACCCCCUACCCUCGUCGCCGGAAGAGGUCUUCUUCCACCGACACCGAAGUCGCAGCAGCGCCGAAGAGCCGCGGCAGCAAGUGCUGGCUGUACUCCGUGGUGGCCAUCGUGCUGACCAUCGCCACAGCCAGCGCCAUCAGCGUGUCGCUGCGCGCCGCCGACGUCGAGACGGACGAGCCGCUCGAGCACGUCCUGGCCAAGCAGGCGACCACCGCGCGGCCGCCGCACUGCAGCUGCGCCAACGGCAGCGCCACGAACGCGGCCAAUCCCGGCGCCACACCGCGCGUUCGCCGCCGCCGCCGCCUCACCACCUCCGAACCGCGGCCGCGGACGUCGACCGAGAGGCCGGACGGGGGCGCAGCCGGCGCGCCGGACAAGCCGGCGGCAGCGGGCGGCGGCAACGCCAGCGCCGUCGAACGCCCGGACGGCAAGGAUGCCGUGCCGGACGACGGCGCGGCGCGGGAGGUCAACCGCAAGGCGACGCGGUCACUCGUCGCGCACAAGAUCGGGCCGGGCCGACGAAAACACGGCGCCGGGGCGGCGUCGACCGCGUCUCGAACGCCACCGAAGAACCACACCGGCACGCGAGCAGCACCGCGGGGUGUGCCGACGCGCGCGAAGCGGGGACAACCGAACCCCGCAACCGAGGCGCGGCCGACGCUCAAGCACGCCGCGGGAACGAACGAAGCGACCUCGAAGGCGACUCCGCGGCACUCGAAGACGGUGGCGUACGCUGAGCACGGAGUCGAGGAGGUGGCGGACUGGGAGCAGGAGAGGAAGCUCGUCGAGGGUUACGGGGAACGGCAUCGUCCGCCGAGCGCUGCGGCGAAGCGGGGCGCCGGGGAGGCGUCGGACGAAGUCGGCGCCUCGAACGCGGCAGCGCAAGAUGCCGCCGCUGAUGCAGCGUAACUGGGGGCCGACGCAGCGAGAGCCGGAGAACAGCGCCGACGCGUGCACAGUGGAGGGCCCACGCCGAUCGUCACGGCGCCCGACACGAAUAUUAUUAGGGGCACCGUGCGACCGUUAUGAGCGCGCGCGGCGGCAGUGGAACGAUUGUUAAUAAAGAUAACUGGCGA
Dermacentor andersoni is the source of this 1563-nucleotide messenger RNA. RefSeq lists its product as uncharacterized. The record is from RefSeq and is a predicted model, not a curated record. NCBI's taxonomy places the organism in Eukaryota, Metazoa, Arthropoda, Arachnida, Ixodida, Ixodidae.